AUGAAGCUCAAAAAUCUCAAUUCCCAACACUUCCUUUUCUCGCCCAUAACCCCAAGCUCAGGAGGGCUUGCUCUCCUAUGGAAAAAAGAGAUAGAUAUUCAAAUCCUGUCAUCGAGCCAGAAUUUCAUAGAUACACAUAUCACUUUCAAAAACAUAUCUUUUGACAGUACCUUUGUCUACGGUGCGCCCGAGAUUCCUAACAGACAGGCAGUGUGGGAUGCUCUUACUAACAUCCCAGAGACAAGGGAUGGACCAUGGUUCCUCACCGGUGAUUUUAAUGAGAUCACUGACAACUCGGAGAAGUCUGGGGGAAAAGAAAGAACUGAAAGCUCGUUCACAUCCUUCCGAUCCUUUCUAUCGACGUGUGACCUCUUCGACCUCAAACAUACAGGCAACUUCCUCUCCUGGAGAGGCCAACGACACACUCACCUAGUCCAUUGCCGUCUAGACCAUGCAAUAGCAAAUAGCUCCUGGUCUGACUUGUUUCCUAACGGGCGCUCACACUACUUAUCCUUCGAAGGCUCGGAUCAUAGACCAAUCCUAUCAACAUUUGACUCGAAAAGAAAGAAACAACAAAAAGUUUUCAGAUAUGAUAGGAGAUUACGGGAUAACACUGAAGUAAAAGAGUUAGUGGACAGAGUAUGGUUAGAAGGCGCUAACCUUACGGUGAUGCAGAGGAUAAGUAAGUGUCGACAAGCCAUUGCGGGGAGGCGAGCUCGCAACAGGCUAACCACCAUAGAAGAUUCAGCGGGGAACCUCGUCUUUGAAGAUGAGCAGAUUGUGGGAGUAAUAUCACAAUACUUCCAACAGAUCUUCAACUCAACGGUCCCUUCUGCUACAAAGAUAGUUCAUAAGGCUCUGACUCCGUGUAUCUCCACGUCGACAAAUGAGCAUCUUAUUUCCAUCCCCAACCUUCAGGAAAUAAAAAAGGCUCUCUUCGAGAUUCACCCCGACAAGGCCUCGGGGCCUGAUGGUUUCUCAGCCAGUUUCUUUCAAUCUAACUGGGAGAUAGUAGGACCUGCAAUGGUUAGAGAAAUUCAGUUCUUCUUCGAAACCGGAUAUCUACCUAGCACAAUAAAUGACACCCACAUCAGGUUAAUCCCCAAGGUCAACAGUCCGAAGCAAGUCUAUGACUACAGACCUAUAGCUUUGUGUAAUGUCUAUUACAAAAUAAUUUCAAAGAUCCUAUCUCUACGCCUAAAGCCAGUCCUAAGGAACAUCAUUUCUGAGAAUCAAUCAGCCUUCAUACCUGGCCGCGCAAUCUCGGAUAACGUGCUGAUCACCCAUGAAAUGCUUCACUACCUAAAGACUUCGGGGGCCACUGUUCACACUUCGAUGGCUGUAAAGACAGAUAUUAGUAAAGCCUAUGACAGGCUAGAGUGGACUUUCAUAGAAGCUGUGCUAGAAAGAUUGGGUUUUCAUCAUACCUGGACUCAUCGAGUGAUGAAGUGUAUCACCACCGUCUCGUAUUCUUUCCUCAUCAACAAUGUAGUUGCUGGUAGUGUGUCACCACAACGCGGGAUCAGACAGGGAGAUCUUCUUUCUCCCUAUAUCUUCAUACUUUGUGGUGAAGUUUUGUCUGGCCUCUGCAAAAGAGCACAGAUAAAUGGGAAUAUGGCAGGGGUUAGAGUGUCGCGGAACAGCCCGAGAAUAAAUCACUUACUCUUCGCAGACGAUACGAUGUUCUUCACAAGAACUGACCCUCAAAGCUGCACUACUCUGAUGAACAUUCUCCACAGCUACGAAUCAGCCUCUGGACAGAUGAUUAAUGCAGCAAAGUCAUCCAUCUCUUUCUCAUCAAAAACAUCACUGGAUGUAAGAUUAAGGGUGAAGCAGCAUCUAAGGAUAGAUAAAGAGGGAGGGGUAGGAAAAUACCUCGGUUUACCUGAGCUUUUUGGGAGGAAAAAGAAAGACAUAUUUACAUCCAUAGUAGACAAAAUGCAGCAACGAUCUCAGAGUUGGUCCACACGGUUUCUUUCGAUGGCAGGGAAAGCUACAAUGCUCCAAGCAGUGCUAUCACCUAUCCCCAACCAUGCGAUGUCCUGUUUCGAGCUACCUGUGAGUUUGUGCAAACGAAUUCAGUCAGUUCUCACACGAUCUGGGGGUUUAGGAUUCCGUGUUAUCCAAGCUUUCAACCAUGCUUUGCUUGCAAAAAUCUCCUGGCGUAUCCUCACCAAACCUAACUGCCUCCUAGCUCGGGUACUAGUGGGAAAGUACUGCAAUAACUCCUCAUUCGUCAAAGUCGCGCAGUCAUCUUCCUCCUCUCAUGGCUGGAGGGGCGUUUUACUAGGCAGAGAUCUUCUAGUUCAACAUCUUGGGAAAGCCACCGGGAAUGGUGAAUCAACUAGCAUCUGGAAGGACUCUUGGAUUCAUCCUGAAUCAAAUCUUCGACAUGUUGGUCCAACCUCCUUUGAAGAUCAAGACCUCCUAGUCUCGGACCUCCUCUCGCGGGAAACAAAGGAAUGGAACGAAGCAAAAGUCUGCAACCUCAUGCCUGAACUAGCAGCUCACAUCCUGAGUCUGCGACCAAGCAAGUUCGGAGCAGCAGACUCCCAUAUUUGGAGCUAUCACCCCUCAGGAGAGUAUACCACCAAAUCAGGGUACCUUUCCUUACAAGAAACCAAAGUCCAAUCGACUCUUUCACUCUUGGACAGCACAACUGAUACGGAUGGUUGGAACUGGAACAAACAUAUUUGGUCUCAGAAAAUGUCACCGAAAAUCAAAAUGUUUUUAUGGAAAGUGGGACACAACUCACUACCUACAGGAAAUCUGGGCGUUAGGACCAUGGACGACUACCUUCGACUCAGCGGGAUGUACUUCGAUCAAAGCAGCUCUCAUGACGUCGUAUUCGUGGAAAGUCCUCCCACCUUACGGUCUCAGCAUCAAUGCCUUCCCUUGGCUAUGUUGGCGCAGAUCCAUUUCGACGCUCCUACGGCCCCAAAGAUCUCGCUACCGUCAGUACCGUUCCCCAUCCACCCUCAGACGAUCUUGUGUAAUACCGAUCCUGCUUGGAAAAGCGAUUCGGGAACGGGGGGUUUAGCUUGGAUUUUCUCAAAUCAGGAUGGAUCGGAAGUUGGAAGAGGCUCAUGUUUUCAAGAUCAUAUCUCUUCAGCUUGCAUGGCGGAGGCGCUAGCGAUUCGUCAAGCCCUCUUAAGUGCGAUUGAUCUCAACAUCAACCAUAUCUGGCUCAGAUCAGACUCUCAAUUGCUCGUUAGAGCUUUAGAAUCGGGACGGCGACCGAUUGAUCUCUACGGGGUGCUCUCGGACAUCGUCACGAUCUCCUCGUCGUCUUUCACUUCUUGUUUUUUCACUUUCGUCAGUAGGGAUUUUAAUGGGCCUGCGGACUCAUAUGCCAAGGCACGCUUGCUUUCUGGCCCAAGCCCAUGUUUCCCAUAA
Brassica napus (rape) is the source of this 3396-nucleotide messenger RNA. RefSeq lists its product as uncharacterized. Bases 1 to 3396 code for a protein of 1131 amino acids. NCBI's taxonomy places the organism in Eukaryota, Viridiplantae, Streptophyta, Magnoliopsida, Brassicales, Brassicaceae. Gene Ontology annotation, molecular function: RNA-DNA hybrid ribonuclease activity; nucleic acid binding. The record is from RefSeq and is a predicted model, not a curated record. The transcript has 5 exons.